Molecule: messenger RNA, 1892 nt
Organism: Amorphotheca resinae ATCC 22711
Lineage: Eukaryota; Fungi; Ascomycota; Leotiomycetes; Helotiales; Amorphothecaceae
Exons: 3
Coding region: 49-1842 (597 amino acids)
Cellular component (GO): mRNA cleavage and polyadenylation specificity factor complex
Molecular function (GO): protein binding
Source: RefSeq, a predicted model, not a curated record
UUUGGGAGGGGAAGGGGAAGACGCCCUGUCACAGAUUAUGGCUCGACUAUGGUCCAUUGGAUGCGGAAUCGACAGCCGAGAUACAAAGGAGGCUAUCAGGGAGAGAUGGAACGGCCGAGUCCUAGCUACAUAGUCGAUAUGCUACCGCCUUUAGCAAGACUGCAUAAUCCAGCCGACUCGAUUCCCGCGCGACAUCUGCACUCCUCACUGAACAAAAUCAAGCACCCCGUCAACGUAGUGCGAUGGACACCAGAGGGUCGAAGAUUACUCACAGCAUCUAGCAGUGGAGAGUUUACGCUGUGGAAUGGAACUGGUUUUAAUUUCGAGACAAUCAUGCAAGCACAUGAUGUUGCUAUCCGAGCCUUGUCUUACUCGCAUAGCGAUGACUGGCUUCUGUCAGCUGAUCACGACGGCCUGAUCAAGUACUGGCAACCUAAUUUCAACAACGUCAAGGUCAUUCAAGGGCACAAUGAUCCUAUAAGAGACCUCGCGUUCAGUCCGAACGACUCCAAAUUCGUCACAGCUUCCGAUGACUCGUCCCUCAAAAUCUUCGACUUCGCUGGAGGCGUUGAGGAAUCUACGCUGAAUGGCCACGGUUGGGACGCGAAGAGCGUUGACUGGCACCCUACUAAAGGAUUGCUUGUUUCCGGGUCAAAAGAUCAUCUAGUCAAACUAUGGGAUCCUCGCACGGGUCGUUGUCUAACCACGCUACACGGCCACAAAAACACGAUUACGAAGACACUCUUCGAACGAGUCAGAGGGCAAUGCCUGGCAACCUCAGCCCGUGACCAGACGGCACGUGUGUUCGAUUUACGAAUGAUGCGUGAUAUUUGUCUCCUGAAAGGACACGACAAGGACAUUUCGACCUUGGCCUGGCACCCGGUGCAUUCCUCACUCCUGAGUACUGGUGGUGCUGAUGGCGCUCUAUUCCAUUACCUCCUCGACGAACCAAAUACCCCUCCAGGGACAGCCCCUUCUCUAGCCCCAUAUGAUAGCCCCGAUCCUUCAACGGCACUGGCCCAAACCAUAUAUCCAGCUCACAAAGUCACAUACGCCCAUGACUUUGCAAUUUGGUCACUUGAUUGGCACCCGCUGGGUCAUGUCCUCGCAUCAGGUUCGAACGAUCGUGUCACUCGUUUCUGGACGCGUGCGCGGCCAGGUAGCACAGAUACAUUCAAUGAUCGCUAUCACAUCGGGGAGUCAGCCGCCGAAGCCCAAGGGACAUGGGAUCGACGAAGAGGUCGGAGUCAGCGUCAAGAAGAAGAGGAGCAAGAAAUGGAAGACGAGAUGGAAGGACUUGUCGACCAGAAGAUGCCCCCGAAGCUCCCUGGUUUCCCAGGUAUACCAGGCUUACCAUUACCACAAUUUGGUAAAGAUGGAACAAGCGCAGGAGGAGCACAACCUAGAAUACCAGGCAUGGGAGGAGCCGUGCCUCCUCCACCGUUACCAUUCGGUCUUUCAGGCACAAACAGUGUUCCAACCUUACCCGGGAUGGAUCCCAAUAACCCUCCGGAUUUCGCCAAGUUAGCAGAGCUGAUGAAAAAAGCUGGUCUACCACCACCCCCUCCCAUUGGCGCCGGCGGUCAAUUCCCCCCUCCUCCACCAGGCAUGCUCCCUCCGGGUUUCCCACCACCACCGCCGCCGACUUUCCAGGGCUUCCCGCCCCCGCCUCCGGGCAUGAGCGGGCCCCCUCCUUUCCAGAUUCCCGGCAUGGAGAAUAAUAAUGGCAAUAAUGAGUCUGCUAGUGGCGGGGGAAGCGUGAGACGACGAGGGCCACUACCGAGUCAAGAGGAGAGUUUACAGAUGGAGCAGAGGAGAGGAAAGUACACGAGAGCGAGAUAGAUAGCUGCGCGCUGUGUCCCGAGUGAGCAAUUGUAUAAUAAAUAUAGCAA